Molecule: messenger RNA, 2338 nt
Organism: Rubroshorea leprosula
Lineage: Eukaryota; Viridiplantae; Streptophyta; Magnoliopsida; Malvales; Dipterocarpaceae
Source: the annotation of a GenBank genome assembly
ACAAAAUCUCCCCGUAGAGGUUGUUCUCCGUCUAUGAUGUCUCGAUUUUCCGGCGAUACUUUCCUUCCCUUUUCUCGGUAAACUGCCAUGUCUUGAAUCUUGACGGUAGUUUGUUCUUCCCUUGGCGGAAAAGAGCCAAACAGGAAGCUUGAUGUGAUUGAAAUGGGGUUUGGAUUUGUCUAUAAGCUGCAAAGUCUUUGGCCAUUUUCAUUGUCCAAAUUUGAUGACUUGAGAGUAUCCAAUGAGUUAGUUCGCCAGCUUCCAUUGCCUAAAGACACAAAGAAGUUCGUUUAUGCUGUUAGACAGCCUGAAUCUCAAUCUGUGAUAUACAUUCUUUCAGCUCAGAACUUAUCUGAGAGAUCUGCUAGAGAUGCUGAGGUUCUUAUUAAGGCAGUACGACCAGAUGCAGUUGUGGCUCAAACGGGUUUUUCAGUUUUUAGUGAGAUUCAAUCUGAAGAGACUGAAUUUCAGUAUGAUGGCAAUAAUCCAGUUCCCACUUCUCCAUUUGGGGUGAUUAAGAGAUGUUUUUUUGAUAAGAUUAAGAAGGAGAAGUACGAGAAUGAUGCAGGAAACAUGGUUUUGAGAGAGAUAUUUGGCACCUGUUUUUAUGGGCAUCUUCUGGCUGCAAAGAGGGCAGCAAAAGAUGUAGGUUCAAGUUUUUUGGUGCUUGAAUCGUCAUUUCUUCAAAUUCCUGAUGUGGCUACUACCUUGGUGGAAGUUCCAGCAGGGAACAAGGUUCAAGGUUUACUUAGUAGUUUGGUUCCUCAAAAGAUGGGUUCAACCAUUUUCCCUGGUUCAAGGAGGCUAUAUGUUCAGUCACAGACAAUGAAACUAUUGUCUUUGCAUAUGCAUUUAUUUGAGUCAACGUUUAGGGUGUCAGGAUCUAUUCCAGAGGUGGGUUCUAAAGAAGUUCAGCUGAGAGACAAUUAUGAAGUCCCAUCAUUUGCCCAACCAGUCUAUCCUCUUCUUCUGGAUCUACAUAACAUAUUUGCUGAUAUCCCAUCAAUUGGAAGGGCUCUAGCACUUGCACAGAAGUUGUUUUUGGAUAUAAACAGGGGAGAUAUUGUGGACACCGAGACCAUAUCUGAAGUUUACACCUUUAGAAUUGCAGUUGAGGGCUUGAGGAUAGCCCUUAACUAUGCUGGUCGGUUACCCAUUAACAAAUUGAGAAACCCAAACUCUGGUAAGGUUGAUUUUUCAGAGCUUUCAGAUGAGGACAAGUCACAUGCACUCCUUGCUCAUGCUCUUCAAAGCCAGGCUAAAAAAUUUAAGAACGUGGUAGCUGUAGUGGAUGCUAGUAGCUUGGCAGGUCUCAGGAAACAUUGGAACACUCCAGUUCCUAUGGAGAUUAAGGAUUUAGUUGGCAGUAUUGUUACAGAUUGCAGAGUUGAUGAAGAAACCUCAAAUCACUCAGACAAGAAGGGGUUAUCUAAGAAACCUGUUGUGGCCGUUGGGGCAGGGGCAACAGCAAUUUUAGGAGUUUCAUCACUCUCUAAAGCUGUUCCUGCAUCAACCAUUGCAAAGGUUGUAACAUUUAAGGUUCCUGCUUUAGUAAAGCUCAUUAUGACCCAGACUCAGAAAGUAAUUGCAAUUGCAGCAAGCAAAACUCUUGGUCCAUCAAAAUUGGCAGCCCCAGCACUUUCAAUUUCUGGAGGCAAUUCAUCUGUUUUGAAUGCAGUCACUUCUGCUGAGAGAAUCCGGACAGUGGUUCAUGGGGCCAUAGCCUCUGCUGAAAAGACCAGCUUUUCAGCUAUGAGAACAGCAUUCUAUGAAAUAAUGAGAAAAAGGCAAGUAAGGCCAGUUGGUUUUCUUCCAUGGGCUGCUUUUGGGUGUAGCGUUGCAACUUGUGCAGGAUUACUUGUAUAUGGUGAUGGCAUUGAAUCUGCUGCUGAGUCUCUUCCAGCUGCUUCCUAUAUUGCCAAUUUGGGUCGUGGGAUUCAGAGUUUACACCAGGCAUCCCAGGCAGCAAUGCUGACAGAUAGCAACAGGAUACAAAAAUCCCUAGAAUCCUUAAUGCACAGGUUGAAGAAAGCAAAGAUUCAAAUUCAAUAGAGUUUUGAUUCUUCUCGCCUUUGUAUACUAAUUUUACUUGCAAGGCCUGAAAUAAAGGUAAUAGAUUGACACUGUACAUAUAUCACCUGUUGUUUGCUUCUUCAAGAAUGAAAGGUCAUUUUUGUGAUAACUGAUACUUGGUUGAAUGAAUCCACAGAAAAAUUUUACCUUUUUCUAUUUUCUGUUGAGAUGUUACCUGCUUAAUCAUUCAAUUGUAAGGCUUGAAGCCUUGAACUUCGAUUCAAAAUAUUUGGGAUUCAAUUGGUAAGAAAAAAAGGUUAGGGAU